Molecule: messenger RNA, 654 nt
Organism: Charadrius vociferus (killdeer)
Lineage: Eukaryota; Metazoa; Chordata; Aves; Charadriiformes; Charadriidae
Product: spermatid-specific manchette-related protein 1-like
Exons: 5
Cellular component (GO): manchette; perinuclear region of cytoplasm
Molecular function (GO): alpha-tubulin binding
Source: RefSeq, a predicted model, not a curated record
AUGUUCCUCUUCUCCAAAAAACACAAGACUCCCAUCAGCACUUACACCGACUCCUACCGCCCACCAUGCUCUGUCAAAAAGACCAUCUAUGACCAGGGUGCACAGCAGCUCGAGAAAGAAAACAAGUUUGUGACCAAGGGAUUAACGAUGCCCCUGGUGCAAAAUCCGGCGAGCCAAGGUCAGGCCGAGCAGCUGAUUAAGGCGGCCAUGCAGGAGUACUACAGGAACACCAUUGACCCCGCUGCCUACUGGAAUGAGAAGUACUGGCUGGCCAGGUCCGAAGAGAGGUACAACCCAGUUUUUGUCAACGAAGUCAAACACAUCACCUGCAGAACAGGUCCCUACAACAGCACAGCCUGGAAUAAACACUCCUUUUACAUCCCCCUCCUGCCCAAGGAGACAAGGAUGGAGACCAUCAUGCACAGCAUAUCCGUGCCAUAUCCCCUGAAACCCACCUGCCUCAGUCAAUUUGAGAGGGAGUUGCUCGCCAACAUGCCACACAGGCUACCCUUGUACACCGUGACGGGGAGGGGAUGCUUCCAGGGCUACUACAGCCCCUCUUCUGGGCGCCACUACUGCCUGAGAGCAAUGGGCUACGACGUUGAUGGGGCAUCUACCAUCAGAAGGCAUCUCCGUGCACUAGGAGAGAGGGCU